Molecule: messenger RNA, 1023 nt
Organism: Aspergillus ochraceoroseus IBT 24754
Lineage: Eukaryota; Fungi; Ascomycota; Eurotiomycetes; Eurotiales; Aspergillaceae
Product: glycoside hydrolase family 75 protein
Exons: 7
Coding region: 1-1023 (340 amino acids)
Molecular function (GO): chitosanase activity
Source: RefSeq, a predicted model, not a curated record
AUGGCAAUUGGAACUCGUCUUCAGUACCUGGCAGUGUGCACUACACUAUUUGGGUCAGCUCUCAGUCAAGUUGUGUCUGGAUCGGAUUACAACAAACCUGAUGCAGGUCCCCCAGCAAGUUACUUCAGUGCCACGGCUACCAUGCCCGUUGCUGCUCUGAAGUCUGCUGCAGCAGAAUGCACAAAGGUCCCUGCCCACGCUACAUAUCCUAUCAGCGAGGGAUCGUCUAUCAAGUCAACUAUCUAUAGUGAUUGGUCGUCAUUUAGCAAGGGCGCCGCGAUUGUGUUCACGGCCGAUAUGGACGUCGACUGCGACGGGCUCGAUUACAAGUGCAAGGGCAAUCCUGAUGGCCAGUCAGAAACAGACUGGGGUGCCCUCGCAGCAUACGAAGUCCCUUGGAUUGUUAUCCCAGAUAAGUACGUCACGGCCAACUCUAAGAAGUUACCUGGAAAUAACAUUGCUGCUGUGAUCUGCAACGGAAAAAUGUUCUACGGCAUUCUGGGCGAUACAAACGGCGACGACCCCGAAGUCACUGGAGAGGCCUCGUGGCUUAUGGCUCGUACCUGUUUUCCUGACGAGGACCUUAACGGAGAUAGUGGCCAUACUCCUGCUGAUGUGACUUAUAUUGUUUUCCUGGGUGACAGUGCCGUGCUCCCAAGCAGCGCUUUGAAUACCCACUAUAUCACCAACUUUGGAACCCUCAAGUCCAUGGGUGAUAGUCUUGUCAAUGCGCUCGCUUCCAAUCUUGGUCUCAGCGGCACUAAGACGACCUCUGCAACUACCUUGACUACCACCACCACCGCUUCAACAUCCACAGCUUCGUGCUCUUGGGAAGGACACUGUAAAGGUGCUUCUUGCUCUAGUGAUGAUGAUUGCUCUGGCGAUCUUGUCUGCACUGACAGUGUUUGCUCUGUAGAUGAGGAUUGUUCAUGGUCAGGACACUGCGAAGGCGCCUCCUGCUCCAGUGAUGACGACUGCUCUGGUAAUCUGGUCUGCAAGGACAGUGUUUGCAGUUCUAGCUAG